Periophthalmus magnuspinnatus is the source of this 4118-nucleotide messenger RNA. Its product is annotated as protein phosphatase 1 regulatory subunit 37. Gene Ontology annotation, molecular function: protein binding. The record is from RefSeq and is a predicted model, not a curated record. The transcript has 13 exons. Lineage: Eukaryota; Metazoa; Chordata; Actinopteri; Gobiiformes; Gobiidae. Bases 866 to 4078 code for a protein of 1070 amino acids.
CGACGUGCUGACGUAAGACGUGUGAACAACAAACAGUUGUUGGACUUCCACAAGCUGCUAGCGAAGGAACUUACUCGGGUGCAGUCGGCAGGUGAAGUGACGGUACGCAUCUAUCGCUACUGUUAGCCUUAGAAACAUGCUCAUAUGUGGAGAGUGACGCCUGUUUUUUUUCCCUCGCUGCCGCUGCUCUGGGGCUGUGAUGCACGACAGAGGGUGAACAAGAGGUCCAGUUGGAAAUGUUUGCUUCCCACUGAAGAAUGAACUUAAACGUUAUCGUAGAAAGAAGACUAGGCAAAGGAGCGGACAUGCGACCGUAUGUAGGCCUGGAUAUCGUUGUUGGAAAACUACUUUAGCUCGCUAGCAUUGGAUCGCUUCUUUCAUGCAAAUGAAUCGGUUUGUGUCUAGCUGUAAGCUCACAAUGCUAGCGUAAUGGAGGUGCUCAGAGCUACCUGUACAUUAUAAAUGGACUUCUCUAGCCUCUUAAAUCAGCGUUGAGAUCUUCUGACUGCCAACAAAUCAUAUAUGUUUCAUAUGUGGAGCAAAAAAACUUACACAAUUAGAAAAAAAUAGUAACUAAAAAUUUAUGACGUGCCUUUGUACUGACGAUUUUAAAGUUUUAGUUUAUUUUGUGUUAAUGUCACUUAUUUACAAAUGUGUGCGAUUUACAGUUCCCCCUCUGCUCUAGAAUGAAUCAGACGAUAUCUGAAGAUACUGUGUCGAUUCAACUUGAAUUGUAAGGAGCUGAAUGCCUGCACAUCAGUGAGACAGAGGCAGACGAUAAGGUCCUGUUAGUUCUGGUUACUGUUUAAUCCAAUAUGCUGCCUGUCUGGCACAGUUAAAUAUCCCUUCCAUUGGAAAUGAAACCAUGAAUAUCGAAGAGCAGUGUCUAGAUGUGUGCAAUAUUAAGACUAAAGUAAAUGACCACGAUGAUGACAACACUACAACUAAUUCAGAAGGGGUCAUAUCCUGUAUUUCAGAGCUGAUGAUGGACAUUAAUAGUGAUAAACAAACUAUUGUUCCAACUGACACCACCAAACUUUACCUAAUGCCUCAGCUUACGGACAACCUCCAGGCUACGGACGAGGACAAUCACAAGGAUCCAGAUGGACAAGAAAUAGAUGAGGUCAAUGGAAAUUGUAAAAGCAGUACACAAAACACCCAUCUGGUUGAAAAUCCUUCUAAUGUAGUUAUAUCAAAUGAGGAGCCACAGAUGGACAGUGUUGGGGUGACAGUAAUACAGGAAGAAAAAGACAUUGAUUUCAUAUCAGGGGAAAGCCAUGAAGGUGGGGACAUGGACAUUGGCUUGGAUCUUAGUCUCAAUGAAAGUGGCGUUUUGGAGGCUGAAUCAUCAGAUGUAACGCAGUCAAAUAAUGCCUUAGCAUCGGACCUCUCUACCCAGGAGGUCCCAGCUCUCAGCACCACAGAGUGUGUAUCAGAUGAGAGCCACAACAGGAGCACAAAGCCCACCUCCACAGACCAGACCGAGCUCACCGAGUCACCUGCAGUAGAGGAGGGAGAGGACAAACUCAAAACCAGCGGCAAAAGAGUGACAUUUCCUUCGGAUGAGGACAUCGUUUCUGGAGCCGUGGAGCCCAAAGACCCCUGGAGACAUGCUCAGAAUGUAACCGUGGAGGAGAUCCUGUCUGCUUACAAACUGUCCUGUCAGAAACUCAGUUGUAAACCUCUGCCCAAAGUGCUCAAACAGAUUCAGGAACUAAAAGACCUGACACAGCGAAAUGAAUGCUUGGAUCUAAAAGGCGAGAAGCUGGACUACAAAUCUUGUGAAGCUCUUGAGGAGAUCUUAAAGAGGGUCCAGUUUAAAGUGAUAGACCUUGAACAGACAAAUCUGGAUGAAGAUGGUGCAUCUGCUUUGUUCGAUAUGAUUGAGUACUACGAGUCUGCCACACACCUUAAUAUCUCCUUCAACAAGCACAUUGGCACACGAGGAUGGCAGGCUGCUGCUCACAUGAUGAGAAAGACGAGCUCUCUACAGUAUCUGGACGCCCGUAACACCCCUCUCCUGGACCACUCUGCUCCCUUUGUUGCCAGAGCACUCCGGAUCAGCGGCAGCCUGGCAGUGCUCCACCUGGAGAAUGCAGGGUUAUCUGGCAGGCCACUAAUGUUACUUGCUACUGCUUUAAAAAUGAACAUGAACCUGCGUGAGCUUUACCUGGCGGACAACAAGCUCAAUGGCCUCCAGGACUCGGCUCAGCUCGGAAACCUGCUCAAAUUUAACUAUAAUAUUCAGAUCCUGGACUUGCGCAAUAACCACAUCCUCGACUCUGGUCUGGCCUAUAUUUGUGAAGGACUCAAAGAACAGAGGAAAGGGCUUGUCACUUUAGUGCUAUGGAACAACCAGCUUACCCACAAUGGCAUGGGCUACCUCGCUGCUGCAUUGCCAUGCACACAGAGUCUGGAGACUCUGAACUUGGGCCAUAACUCUGUGGGUAAUGAAGGUGUUCAUAAACUGAAAGACGGACUGAUCUCUAACCGCUCUGUGCUCAGACUGGGCCUGGCCUCUACCAAGUUGUCCUGUGAAGGAGCAGUAGCUGUAGCUGAGUUCAUUGCCGAGAGUCCCAGACUGCUUCGUCUGGACCUUCGGGAGAAUGAGAUUAAAACCGGAGGACUCAUGGCUCUCUCGCUUGCUCUGAAAGUCAACACCUCUCUGCUGCGCCUGGACCUGGACCGAGAGCCCAAAAAGGAAACGGUAAAAAGCUUCAUUGAAACACAGCGUGCCCUGCUGUCAGAGAUCCAGAAUGGAUGUAAAAGAAACUUUAUUCUGGCUAAAGAAAAAGAGGAGAAUGAGCAGAAGAUGAGAUCUGCCAGUAUGGCGGAGAUUGCCACUGAAGACAGCACUGGAGUAGAAGAAGAGCAGGGUGAGAGUUCAGAGAACCAAGGUGAGAGACCAAAGAAAGAAGAAGAAGAAGAAGAAGAGAAACCAGAAAGUGGAGCAGAGGUAGACAGCCAAUCAGAGGAGAGCACUGAGAAAGGAGAUUCUCCGAUAGUUGUGGACUCGGACUCAGAUACUGAGGAUGAGGAGGAGGUGGUGCUAUGUAAACCCCCCUCUGCUCCUCCUGCCCCAUCGGCCCCUCCUGCCCCAUCGGCCCCUCCUGUCCCUCCCCCAGCUGCAGGAGGCCAGAGCACCAUCUCCAACAUCACUGUCACCGAGGCUGCAGUCCCCACCGGCACCCCGCCUUCUCCGGGGCGCUGCAUUUCAGUGUCCAGUCCAGGUCGGGGACAUAAGAUCUUCAUGGUUACUCGAGUAGAGAGCCCUCCUGAGCAACAGCAAGUGCAAAACCUCUUCAAGAAAUCUGCAGACACUGAUAAAUCAUCUACAACCAUAGAAAACAUUUCUGUUUUGAAGUUAGAGCAGAGUCAAGUAGCAACACUAAAUGUACCACAUACCAACACACUGAAGUCAGAGUUGGUCAGUCAACCAACAGAGGACACAACGCCAAGCACUUUAAAGACUAGAGAGUUAGACCAGAGCGCACAGGGUACAAAUACCCCAGAGCACACAGCAACACAUUCACUGACUACAGCACAGAGCACUACAGGCCCCCAACCUGACCCCCCCUGUGGAGAACAGCAGCUGGAUAGUAACAGCAGUCCCAUAGAGGACAAAGGACAGUGUGAGCAACAGCAGCCAGUCACACAGAUAUUGUCCGAGACAGAGCAGAAGUCUGAUGAUGGUCAACUAAGAACUGUUCAAAAAUUCAAUGCAAAGGUAGCAAGUCAGGACCAGGAAAUACAGCAGGUUCAGCCUGUACAAACCAAUGAAGAGCAGGUACCUGCCUCAGAAAUGCAGGAGGCUGACACACAACCUGAGGAAGCUGAUGAUGGGUCAGAUGAGAGCUCUGCAGACGAGUGUUUCAGUGAAGCUCUAACUGGAGAAGAGGAGGAAGUUUCUGCUGUUUUGCCCAAUGGUCUAAAGACUGAGUUCUCCCUUCAUCUGCUGGACACUGACAGCCCCAAACCUGGCAGCUGUGUCAUGGAGCACGUGAGUGUCAGCUGUGGACAGGACUUGGAAGAGUUGCUACUAGAAGCCAGUUUAGACACAGGAAAGGAUGCCCCAUGAGCUUAUAAGGUAAGACAAAUAUAUUUUAUAACAAAUUUCC